Molecule: messenger RNA, 5724 nt
Organism: Physella acuta
Lineage: Eukaryota; Metazoa; Mollusca; Gastropoda; Physidae
Product: F-box/LRR-repeat protein 20
Cellular component (GO): cytoplasm
Molecular function (GO): protein binding
Source: RefSeq, a predicted model, not a curated record
UUUAUGUUAUUAUUUUCUUUUUGUUUAGCAGUGAUAGUAGCAGCACCACUGGACUAAUAAAUAUUCGGAGUAAAUUAACGUUUUCAUGGCGUAAAGACAUGAGUAACCACAACCAUAAUAAUCAUUACAGCAAUCAUUCAAAAAAUAAAUCAGAGGAAAAAAGAAGGAAGAGACGAAGCAAUUCAAAAAAUGGAGCACCACCUGGAAACUUUGACUGGACUAGUAUAUCGCAAACAGCUUAUGAAGACGAUGCAUUGAUUAAUAAGAAACUACCUAAGGAGUUGUUAUUACGAAUCUUCUCCUACUUAGAUGUUGUGUCAUUAUGUCGAUGCGCCCAAGUUUCAAAGUAUUGGAAUAUGCUAGCAUUAGAUGGAAGUAAUUGGCAGAAAAUUGAUCUUUUUGAUUUCCAAACAGAUAUAGAGGGACGAGUGGUGGAGUACAUGUCCCAGAGAUGUGGUGGCUUCUUGAAAUCAUUGAGUUUAAAGGGCUGCCAUAAUGUCACAGAUGGGGCUUUACAAAAUUUUGCACAGCAGUGUCGACAUAUUGAAACCUUAAUAUUGAACAAAUGUAAAAGUAUCACAGAUUUAACUUGUGAAAGUUUAGGUAAAUACAGUUCAAAGUUACGUAAGUUAGACCUCACCUCCUGCCCAGAUAUUACAGAUGCUUCACUCAAGUAUUUGAGUAAUGCUAAUUCCAGUAACAGUGGUCGUGGCUGCCCAUUGCUGACCUAUCUAGACAUUUCUUGGUGCCAGAAUAUAACCAAUGAAGGUGUGAUAGCGCUGGCUGAAGGCUGUCCAAAAAUUAACACCUUUUUAUGUCGAGGCUGCACACAGAUUGGCAAUGAGGGUAUUGAAAGACUGGCCACAUGUUCUGAAAAUUUGAUGAAGUUGAAUAUUCAACAAGUUAAUAAUAUCACAGACGAGGCCAUCACAAAAAUUGGUAAUGAGUGUCCUGGGCUCACUCUCCUGUGUGCAUCAAUGUGCACCCGCCUUACUGAUGCUAGUCUUGUGGCGCUGGGGAAAGGAUGUUUGGAGCUCAGAACUUUAGAGGUCUCUGGCUGUAACAAUCUGACAGACAGUGGAUUUCAGGAGCUAACGAGGAAUUGCCAUAAGCUGGAAAAAAUGGAUCUUGAAGAUUGUAUUCAGAUAACAGAUGCCACACUGGGUCAUAUAGCUAGCCACUGCCACCAACUUAAUGCCUUGUCUUUAUCCCACUGUGAACUGAUUACGGACGAGGGGAUUCGUCAGAUUGGCUCUAGCCCCUGCGCCACGGAGAAUCUCCGCAUCCUUGAGCUGGAUAACUGUCCUCUCAUCACGGAUGCGGCUCUGGAACAUUUGCAGGGGUGUCAGUCCCUGCAGCGUAUUGAGAUUUAUGACUGUCAGUUGAUUACGAGGGCUGGUAUACGUCGGCUACGGAACCACUUGCCUGAUAUUUUGGUACACGCCUACUUUGCACCUGUAACUCCCCCUCCCUCAGUUGGAGGGGGCAGGCAGCGCUACUGCAAAUGUUGUAUUAUUCUUUGACCAAUAACAUUUCAUGUCACCUGUGUUCAGGAAGGCUAAAACAUUUUGUUGCCAUGGGAACAGUUUAGGGUAGGUUCAUCCACUUACCAAAACACUACAGAGGUUAUAACUACUUUUUCAUCUGGACAUUAACAUCACACGAAUCAAAGGCUUGUUAGUCUGGCUUUAUACAUUCAGGAAUUUUUAUUUAACUGCUCUUAUUGUCAGCUUUGAGAGGCUUUAACUGUGUUGGGCAUUAUUUCAUAAUAACAAAAAUCUCAACUAAUAGUUAUAAAUUUUUUUUUUCUAGCUGAUAGUGAUCUUCAGAAUUAAGUAAACAUCAAAAUUAACUGAAAAAUGUUUCUAUUUGUUUGAGUAAAAUAGCUGGUAGUUGUUUUUCUUUGUAAUCUAAAAGAUUUUUUUUAUAGAUUAGUACAUAAAAAUUGUUGAUCUCCAGAAAUCUUUAAUACUUUCCUGACUAUUUCCUAAUGUAUUUAUUUUAUUUUAAAACUGUAUUGUACAUUCAACAUUUUAAAAAGUUUCAUAACUAAAAUCUUGGUGUAUACUUAAUUUAUAAAAAAUAUUUAAGAAAAUUUAUUUUUGUUAAAAAAAUAACUGGGUGAGAUUACUAGUGGAAUAAUAAAAAAAAAUGCAACUGGUUAAUGAGCAUCAAUAAAUUUCACCAACAAAUGUAUUGAUUGUUAAUGUCAACAUAUCAGGUUACACAACAAAUCACUAGUAUUCCCUGUUCAACUUUUCACUAGCGAGGUGUUACAAGUUUUUCUCAUUGCCGACAUUUUGACAUUUCUUUUUGAGCAUAUUCAACAGAUCUUUUUCUCACAAUUUAACAAAAUGUAUUAUUUUAAUCUGUUUAUGCCUGGAAGCCAUUUUUGUCACAAAUUGGUUAGAAGAUACUUUAAGAUAACAAUCAUUUCACAAUCUAAAAAGUAUUUGGUUUAUUAACUAAUAUUAUGUUUAUGAAUGUUGAUGGAAAGGAAGUUAAACUGGUGUAUGAAGUGAUCUAAAGAAUGUUGAAAAAUAUCAUGGCUAAUUUGUUUUUAUUUAAGUGCUUUUGUUAUAAUACUCUAUGGACUACACAAAUCUUGUAGAGUUUGGCCAGUUUUAAACUUUCUAAAACUUGAAAGUAUACAAAAUUGUUGUAAUUUGCUGUGUUCAUGCAUAGGUGAUAUUUAUCUCUCCUUUAUUGAAUUCUGCUAGAGGGUUGUUUCUUUUUGUUCACAAAUUUUCCCUUGAUAUAUAUUAAAGCAUUUAAUAUUUGUUAAAAUAAUUUGAAUAAAAAUGUUAACAAAAAAAGUUCACUGGUUACAUUUAUGAAAAUAUAAACCUAAAAAAGUUUACUUUGGAACAGGUAAAUAAAAACAACUUGUUUAUGCUAGUACAAAGUAAAUGAUACAUUCUUCUAUGCUGAACACAUUGUCAGUAGACUCUUGAGAUUAUCAGCACUUAUUAACUAGAGUGAUGUCUCUUGUUUUUAAUUUUUGACCAAGUGUGAUCUUAUUUAAAAUUUGUGUGAAACUUGUAAAAAAAAACAACAUUUGUUAAAAAUAUUGUUGUUUGCUAUUUGUAAUUUUGUUUAUAAGCUUUUUGUACAGUUUGUAUAAUGUAAAUGAAAUGAUAGCACUGUACAGAUGUUUAUUUUUUUAUAUAUUUUUUAUUAGUCUAAGAAAUUUCUUCCUGAAUGCUGUGUGUUAGCAACGAGAAGUUUUUUGAACCCUAGAAGACUAGAUGUUAACUUGAUCAUUUAGGAUUUGAGCGAAGCAUGCUGAGAAGUUUAGAAGUUUUGGUCGUGUGUUUUAGUAUCAGUAGCCUGAGAGCGCCUGGCCACACGGUGGCCUAAUUAAAAUGUAUACAUGAUACUCUACAAUGCUUUUCUUUUUGCUGUUUGAAAAUAAUCUGUACAUUCAUUCUUUAUUAUUGUUAUUCUCAACUCUACAUGCUUUGAAAAAAAAAAUGCUAUUGAUUUGAUUCAAGGUAGUAUGAUUGUUUGGAUUUUACUAGGGAAGAUUGCUCUUAUUAAUUCAAAUAUGUUAAAUCUCAGCAAUUUGAAUGUUGUGUUUUUUUAUUCCUAAUAAAUAUUAACCACUUUAUUUAUUAAUAGCUUGAACUAGCAGUGAUUAAAUAAAAUAUUGUUACAUUUAACUAUUAGAUAAAGUUUGAUUUAAAUAAUUUCCCUGUUAAUAUCUCUUACACUUCAGUUUAGCAUAAUUUCAAAAUAGUAGUUGAUUUAGAAAUACAUUGUAUUUUACACAUAUAAAAAUAUUGACCACUUCUUUUUUAGUAAACAUCUUUUUUGGUAGUAACAGGCACUAUAUUUGGAAGUUGAUGAGGUUAGGUUUUAAAGCAUCUCCAGAUAAAUAUUUUUUGUAUAUUAGUUUUUCUUUAAAGAUUGUUUUCACUUACUAGUUGAUGUAGUGGCAGCUACAAGCUUGAGACAUCCAAGACAUGAGAAACUUUUUAAUCUACCAACGCUAUUUGAUGUGCUGAUAUAGAAAUUAAUUCUUGAAUCUUGAAAGAUUAGUUUAAAAAAAUCAACUCAAAUUUGUCUGAUAAAACUCAAGUUAAGUGUUGGCAAGUAUCAGUGUUACAGCGUUACCAGUGUAACAACAAACACAUUUACCAAUGACAGUUACCAUUGUUGGUAACAGAUUUACCUUGAUGGUAGCACUGAGACACCAGUGGUGGUAGCAGUUACCCAGGUGAUGCAAAGAUUUACCACCAGUAUGUAAAAAAAGGUAGUCAGGAAUGACAAGUUACAAUUUGCUAUUGUAAUGAUUUUAAUUAAUUUUGUUUUAAGAAAAAGAAACAAAACUAAAAAAAAAUGUUUUGCAUAUGUAAUUUUUUUAGAGCAUUACAUUGCAUUUUUAUUGUCUUUCAAAAUGAAUACAACUAUUUUAUUUAUUAAUUUUGUAUAAAAAAAAUUACAUGAAAACAAAAGAUCUGUUUGAAAACUUUUUCAACACUCUUAUCUCUAGAGGAUUUCACUGCCUUUAACUAUAACUGCUAGAACUCUUACCUAGUACAGCAAACAUGUUAUGUUAAGUGAGUAAGAUGUUUAACCAUUACUCUUUGAAUGAUGUAUUGUGUGAUGUUUUCUUGAUGUUUCAUUUUUUUCAAAGGAGUGUGAAGAGAAUGCAAGUGUUUAAAAAUCAUCUUACUAAAGAAAUUUUUUUGAUAAAGUUAAAAAAAUACAGAAUUAAAGUUAUAUAAAUAACUGUUGGAACUUAAUAGUAACCGAAGGCUUUUAAUAAUCUUUCACUUUAUGGAAGCAACUUAGAGAAGAAUUUUUUUAAGAAUCAAGCAUAAUCAAUUAAAAAAAAUAUUGUAAAGAAUAAGUGCCCUUUUUUAUUUUGAGAAAAGAGUUACCUGCUCUUUGUUUAUUUGUUGAGAACCAAACACUUAUUGGGUACUGACCAUAUUGACCAGUGUUAAUUUUUAAAAAUUACAUGUUGUUUGGAAAUGCACCUUAAUGUACAGGAGAAUUAAGAAGUAUAGCAUGGCUGAUCACUACUUUAAGCAAACAAUUGUCCCAUUUCGCAAUCAGUUGUGAGUUCAGAUAGUGCAGCCAAAAAUCAGGGAAUAAAUAAUUCUUCUUCGUGAAUUGUAUCUGCGUACGUCAGAUGAUGUUGAACAGUUGAACAGAACACUAUAUUAUCAGAUCUCAUCUUUUCGACUGGUUUUAAUUUUAUUUCAAAAGCAACAUUUUUUUUUUACUUGCAAGAAUACCAAUAUUUUUUAAAGUUAAUUUUUGAACAAAUUUAAGGAUGAUAUUUUAAUGAAACGAAAUAUGUACUUAAAGAUUCUUUUUGUUUUAAAUAUUAAAAAAAUAUAUUUAAAAAAAAUUCUUUAAAAAAAGAUAAGGUUCAAUCACUUAAUCAAAAAAGUACUAAUUACAGAAGAAUGCUCAUUUAUGUCCACACUGAGUUAAAAAACGCAAUACAAUCCCAUACUAUGUGAGAGUUUUUUUUUUUAGUGAAGUUUAAUUUGUGUGGUAUUAAACUUUAAGCCAAUGUCUAAAUAUAAUGUGGUGGGUGAGCAUGACUGUCAGUAAUUUGUCAGUGUAAAUGGGGUUCAUGUGGCAUCCAGAUAUCUUUACUAAAGUUAAAUGUGAUGUCAUAACCAGUUAUGAUGUGUUGAAUCUAGUUGUAAAUUGAGGUAUGUGAACCAUGUCAUAGGCAGAUUUUUGUUAUGUGUGUGAGGAGGG